AUUUGUUGUCAAGAAAUACAUUGAUGGCGGCAAAACUGACAUGAGGAUUAGAAUUAUAUUUUGGCUGUGGUUCAGUGCUUCCGGAAAUAACCCAAUCAGACUUUGACAUGGAAUUUUGCAUUAUUUCUAAUUUGUAGCAUUUAUUAAUUUUACCAAAAUGGCGAUGGAGAAGCACUACACAUUGCGGGACACCCAUACUCGCUCUAUCACGGCAAUAGGAUACAACCCCGCGAGGAGGGAGAUCUUGAUAGGUUGUGAAGAUGGAGUGAUAAAGUUUUGGGAAUCUGAGGGUGGUAAACUUGUGAUGACAGCAUAUGAGCACAAGGGAUGGGUGACUGAUUUCCUCUUCUGGGCUAGUCCCAAACUGAUGUUAUCUGCAGCUAAUGAUGGAAACAUCAUAGCGUGGUCCACUGGAGGAACAGUGUAUGACAAAAUACCAGUUGGUAUGCCUGUUUACUGCAUGGCUAUUAACCACAGAAGGGAACAGUUAGUAUGUGGAGUGAAUGGUAGUGUCCGUGUGUAUGACCUGGAUGAAGAGAGAGAGUCUGGUCAUGUGAUAAACACGGAGGUUUUGUAUGUCGCUAGAGAGCAUUCUGAUAUUGUGCGCUGCAUCUUGUGUCAUGAGUCUAGAAUUUAUUCUGCAGGAUAUGACCAGAAGAUUGUAAUCUAUGACUCCUCCUAUACUAGAGACAACAGUCUUGCCCCACUGCAUCAGCACCCCAAAGCUCAUGAUGCAGGAAUUUGCUGUAUGCUGCUGGAAAAAGACAAUGAAAACAAUCAAUGGUUGAUGACUGGUUCAUUUGACAAGACAGUGAAGAUCUGGUCUAUUGAUGGCAAGUUCACACACAAACUGGAUAAUUUUCUGGCUACAAUUUCUGGAAUCUGUUAUGUACCUCGGAACAAGACAGUGUGGGUUGCCGGUGGAACAUCGUAUGCCAGCCUAUUUGACCCUAAAUCAGGAGAUAACGUGUCUGAUUUUAUCGGAACCUUCCAACAGCAAGAAGAGGAAAAAUACCAGCUGCAGAUUCUGAAAUACAUCCCAGAGCUGAAUGAAGUGAUUGCCUCCACAAGCAGGCGCCACCUGGUGGCCUGGAAGUAUAAUCCGUCUGGUUGUAUCACGGCUCUCAAGUGUACAAGCAAUCUGGAAAGUCUGUGUUACACUAAGAAGGUCCCUAUACUGAUAUUUUCUGGUGACAAUGAGGGUGUAAUUAUUAAAUGGGAGAGAAUGCAGUCGAAUCAUUUCAUGUACAGUAAGGAGCUGUAUCAGUUAAGUGAUAAUAAGUUAAAGAAGCAGAAGAAGGUGGGGAGUAAGGCCAGGGAGCUGUUACUAGAACAACAGCUCAACCAAUCACCCUCCAAAAUGUACAACGACACCCAGCCCUCCAAAGUAGAUGCGAACAAACAGAAAAUCACAAACGUCAGAAGUCACUACGCCUACAAUCAACCACUUAUACCACCGCCAUCAGUCCAUAAGCACCCAAACACAACUAUAUUGAAGAUAGUGUUCGUGGAGAGAUUUGACUACAUCAUAGCAGCAUCUGAAGACAGCAAUAUAUAUGUAUGGGCAUUUGACUCUGAUGCAGUAAAAGCUCUAAAGGACAUGAAACCGAUGGAUAUGGAGAAGUUGGUGGCUAAAUAUAGUAUCCUGUUAGACCCAGACUCCGAGCUGCUUCCCCAAAAUAAACCCAACACACUGGAAGUCGAGGAAUCAUCUGAAGAAGAAGAAAUUAGCAGUGUUAAAUCGGAUAGUGACUCUGUAACCAAUCGUGUGGCAGGAUUUGUUUGUAAAUAUGUGUUUGCGGAGCACAUGAGCUGCGUCACCAGCAUGGUGGUUAUUGGAAAAGAACAUGGCAUGGACACCACCUACUUGCUGAGUGGAGGUUGGGAUAAAAGAAUAUGUAUCUGGGAUCUGGAGAAAGGAUCACUAGAAGGGACUUUCCGGAACACGGCCCCGGGAGCGUCCUAUGAGAGCCUAGAGUUUGCUUGUGAUGGAGUCAUUCUUGAUAUGGAUUACUCUACUAAACACAAAGAAUUUGCCUAUGCUUCCAGUGACAAAAUGGUAUACAUAAGAAAAUUUUCCACAAAUGGUGCUAAAAUGACCUUGGUAAACACAUUACAAGGUCAUGAGGGUGAGGUUACUUGUGUGCGCUGGAACAUCCACGGGAAAGGAUCAUGGGUGACUGGAUCUGAAGAUGGAACAAUCAGAAUUUGGGCUGGACAUGGUUUAAAUGAUUGUGAACAGAUCCUAGCAGCGCAUGGUGGAGUGUGCUGUAUGUGUAUUGACAAACUCAAUGGAAGUAUAGUAGUUGGAAUUCAAAACACUAUCAGGGUAUAUGAUUGUGAACAUUAUCGCUUGGUUCAGACAAAUGUCGGACACACUGAUGCAGUUCGAAGUAUUAUCCACAUCCCAGAAAGAAAUCAGUAUGUUUCCUGUUCAUGGGACCAGACAAUAAGAGUUUGGAAUGCCUGGAAAAAGCCCAAGAGAAGACUGAUUCCAAAGAACGAUAACAAGGGCAUGGUUUUGAACUCUGGAGUCGGUGACAACAAGCCCUCGACGGCGGGGUCCGAGAAGAAGGUGGCAUUUUCUGAUGUGGAUGGAGAUGAAGAGAUGGCGAAGAUUCCAGAAGAAGACGAAGACUUACAUACAGAAGCAUGACCUGUAAUCAACGAGACCAUUCCGUGCCAUAAUAGCAAAUGUGAUGCAAGUCACUUAUUCAGCCUUGGCCCAUGUGAUAUCAUUACAUGUACUGCAUACAGUGAAUUAUUCACCCCCAUUUUAUUUUUGCCCCCUCACUCUCAUUGUCAGUUGGUGAAUUUAAGACUUGAUGAAACAAUUUUUUCUCUUAUAUCUCGCUUACCACAACUGUGACUUGAUGAAUUUAAAAUGGGGUGAAACCAUCUGCAUUGCAAGUGUAGAAGGAUGAAAAUAACAGGGCAAAAAUAACUCUGUAUUCGGUAUACACUGUCUGUAAGUGCCUGUCAAUUGUGUGACAUUCAUUACUGUGAUAUGUGGAGGGGGGGGGGGGGGGGGGUUAACAACUAUUAAUUCUAUAAGUUUAAAGAAGUAAACUACUGUGCAGUAUUUUGUAUUACUUAGGCCUCAUUUCAGAUUUCAAUUUUUAAAUAUAUUUCGUCUUAUUUUUUAAUUGUUUUCUAUAUAUUCAUGAACAUUACCAUAUAUAUAGUGUAUAUUAGAUAUAUAUUAUUUACUCGAAAGAUUUAUAUUUUUAAGAGUAUAUAUUUUUAACAUUCUGUAUAUUUAUAGCAUUUUCAUACUUGUUUAUAUUUGAGUGUAUUUCGGUGUAUUAGCUCUUCAAUAAGCGGGUUAGAUCUUGUGUUUACAUGUCUCUAGUCAGUAUGGUACUGUCUAUCUCUGUUCUUACUUAAGUUUGUGUUCGUCCUCGAAUUUUUUAUUCUUUGAAUCUAUAAAUAUGCAGUUGAUGCUAUGAAUGGAUGUUUCAUUUCAGAUAAGAUUAAUGAAUGGAUUCUUUUGUUGGAGUGGAACUUUCCUAUACUGUAUUAAGUAUUGAUUGUUCCAUCUCAUGGGGUCAUUCUUCUCAAAAAUCUAUGUCUGAAAAUGGUUUGUUAUGAUUUUUCAUACACACACACACACACAUAUACAAACAAAGUAAAAACUGGAAGCCCAUACCUUGAGGCUGAAAUUACGGAAGAUUCUCACGAGUGGAUUGUAUAUUGCUCGAGAAUUUUUCGCUCAUAUGGAGACAUCACCAUUGCUGGUAAAGGGCUUCAAAAUUGAGGCUUAUGCUUGGCGCUUACAGCCUUUGAGCAGGGAGGGAUUUUUAUCGUGCCCCACCUGCUGUAACACGGGGCCUCGGUUUUUGCGGUCUCAUCCGAUGGACCAUCCCAUUUAAUUGCCUCUUAUGACAAGCAAGGGAUAUUGAGGACAUAUUCUAACCCAGUUCCCCACACGGUAUUCAACAGGGUCUGUAUCCAAAAGUAUAAACUACAUAUAUAUAGUCCAUUCCAGAUGUAAUGAGAUUCUGGGGACAAACCUAGAUUGUUCAUUACAUCCAAAGUUCAAUAUAACUGAUGUCAAAUUAUAUAGAUAAUGAAAUGGGGGAUUUAUUUUUACUUCAAUAUCAGAGAUAGUUCAAUAUAAACAACUUCAAUAUACGUGGAAAAGACUAUAUCUAUACAGUAAGAAGAAGAAAUUGAAAUUGUCUUUUUGCAUGAUAGGGUCAAUCUGCAUGCUAUGAAUAUCUUUUCAGUGCAGAUUUCAUUUAAUUAUUUCAAUUUUUUGAUCGAUGAACAAUUAAAAAAGCAGAUUUCCAGGGAUUAUGUAAUCUUUGCACUUCUCUUAAUUGUUUAAAAAUUUUGACUGUCAAACAAAUACGUAUUAAAGCAGAUUUUCUUAGAUUACAUAAUUUCUGCACUUCUCUUAAUUAUUUGAAUUCUUUGACUGACAGACAGAUUUCCAUGGAUUGCAUGGAUAAUCUCUGCAAUGUCACUCUUGCUCUGAGCUAAAUGGACAGUAUUUUGGGCUAAAAGAAUACAUAAUGUCUUAUAAACAUUUAUAGAUGAAUAGUCCAUAUAAUUAUGCUGAUCAUAUUUAUAUAUAUAUAGGAAUAUUACAGAAGUAUUUAUGCAUCUAUUGUUAAGGUCUAUUUCAUCCAUUAUAGAAAAUUUCAAUUUACUGCAUACAGUGUUAUUUUUACUGCAUAGAAAGUUUCAAUAUUAUUUUUACUGCAUAGAAUUUUUCAAUAUUAUUUUAACUGCAUAGAAUGUUUCAAUUUACUGCAUACAGUGUUAUUUUUACUGCAGGUCAAAAUCAUGAAAUUAAAAUUAUAACCUUGCCGUAUAUAAAACUGAAUUUAGAACUGCCUAAAAAUGGCCUUGGGCAAGAAACUGAAAAUAAUCAGGUGUGAAUGUACAGCUGUGUGCAGUCUACUGUAGUUGUACACAUUCUGUAUACCCACAUGUGUGUCUCUGUAAAAUGCGUUUCAAAAAGAUUUGCAACAUGAUAAUCAAUGUGCCAAAAUUCUACCAUGACCUGUAACCUAAGGAAACCAGGGUUCUGAGAUGUGCAUAUCUGCACAGUUCGGUGCUAAAUGUAUUAAUUUGGUAAGCAUUGAUGUGUCUGAUGUUGGUAUAUUCACCUAAGAUGUUGGCAUAUGCACGUAUGAUAUAUUUAUUAUGUUAGGUAAAUAUUUGGAGUUAAACAUUCCCAGAUUCUGGUGUGUAGUGUCUGUUCUGUGCAAUUUGGUUUGACUAGGUUAUUUUCUUGGUGUAUUGUUCAUUCACAAUUAUGUUGAUUCAAACCUCCUUGUGCUUUCUCUGUGUUCAUUCAUUUGUAAUAGAAAAUAAAGACAUUUUGUAUACUGUUAAAAUCCACAAUUGACAAAGUUUGUUGGUGUUUAAUUUGUUGUCUUGGUGAAAAUAAUUAAUUAAAUCACAGUGCACUGAGGUAGCUCAGUGUCAAAUUUGAAUGCAGCUCAUUACACCGAAAUUUUAUUUUUAGAUUUAAGGUAUUCAAUGUAUAUAAUGAACAUAUUUCAUUUCUAUUAAAUGAAUGGUGUAAUAUU
Molecule: messenger RNA, 5543 nt
Organism: Ostrea edulis (European flat oyster)
Lineage: Eukaryota; Metazoa; Mollusca; Bivalvia; Ostreida; Ostreidae
Exons: 22
Coding region: 158-2656 (832 amino acids)
Molecular function (GO): protein binding
Source: RefSeq, a predicted model, not a curated record